Messenger RNA from Paramecium octaurelia, 438 nucleotides. NCBI's taxonomy places the organism in Eukaryota, Ciliophora, Oligohymenophorea, Peniculida, Parameciidae. The record is from the annotation of a GenBank genome assembly.
AUGAGUAAUUUAUUCACAAAAUCAAUUAAGCAUUCAUAACAGUCAUAACAGUCUUUUUAAUAUCCACAGGAAAGACUUAUGAAGUUAUUAAUAAUGACUAUAUAAAUAUUAUAAGAGAAUUGUAAGCAAUAUUCAUGGGUUUCGUAGGAGAUUCAGGAGGAGACGAGUCAGGAUUAAGAAUUGAUGACAUACCUUGAAGGAUUGAAUAGACAUAAAUUAUAAAUUCAGUAUUAUUCUAAAUAUUAAUUUAGAUAGUCUACACUAUUUUCAUAUAAACGCAUUGUGGAAUUGGAAACAUUGGUUGGUAUUUAAGAGAGAGGAGAGGUCUUUUAAGAGAGGGGGAGGAGGAGGAUGUAAAUGAGAAUGAGAGGGAAGAAGAUGGAAUGGAUGAUUGUUAAAAAUAAUUAAGACUUUGGAAUGUCUUAGUAUUAGGAUUGA